Gloeophyllum trabeum ATCC 11539 is the source of this 976-nucleotide messenger RNA. RefSeq lists its product as uncharacterized. The transcript has 5 exons. Lineage: Eukaryota; Fungi; Basidiomycota; Agaricomycetes; Gloeophyllales; Gloeophyllaceae. The coding region runs from base 62 to 820 and encodes 252 amino acids. The record is from RefSeq and is a predicted model, not a curated record.
GACCUCACAGAACCAACAGCCUUCCGAUACUCUAUUGCCGACGACGACUAGCCCCUCGACGAUGAGCCAGAAAGUCACGAUGCAGGAUGUGAACAGGGCGCGGUUGAUGACCCUCGGGUCGUGGGCCAUUAACUUCGCGGCACAGACUUACGGGAUGUUGACGAAGCCGAACAUGAAGGACAUACACGAUACCUACCAUUAUGCUUUCUCACCGAACCCGAUGUUCAUCGGAGUGUACUUCUCGAUGCAGGUGGUGAUCCAACUGACGUGGAUCAGCAAGCUCUGGAGGCCGAGCGGCGGAAGGAAGGACGACGCAAGUGCGUAUGGGGAGCCAUCGCAGCUGAAAUAUGCGCCCAUAUAUGCGCUCGGGAACCUCUGCAUCGCCGGAUGGAUGCUGUUCUGGAACAACGAGAAUUUCGUCAUGUCCCAGGCGCUGGUGACCGUCAACUCAUUCGCCCAGUUCUACGCCGUCUUCGUGAUGCUGCCACCUAUGACGGCGGAUAAUGUCUGGACGCACCUUACCGCUCAGACGUUUGCCGGUAUUGGCGUCCUUGAUUUCGUGGACAACGGCGCUGUCGUUUUACGAUUAGCUGGACCACCGAGCACCGCUAUCCAGGUUGUCACCGGACUUGUCUUCGGUCUUGGGGCUCUUUUGACUAACCCCAUCUUUUCCGCGACGAUGCUCUACAACCUCGUCGGCCUAUACUUCGGCCAGUCCGGCGUCUGGGCUAAGAACCUAGCCUGGAUGAUUUUCGCCACGGGCAUCGUGGUGUUCUUCAAGCUCUUGACGUUCAAGGUUCCCGGCCAGGUUCGCCUGUAAGGUUUCCUUCUUGCGGUCUGGUGAAUCACGAUUUCGUGUAGCCGGAGGACGAAUAUGUAUCUGCCUGUUAGUUUCUGAUGUCAUUGAAUGUGAAUGUACCUGUAGUCAUGAUGUACGAUUAUUGUGAAUGAAUGCACAGCAGCUGGAAACGAGGAG